CAGAUGCGGAAAAAAUAAAUAUUAACUGUGAGAACUCAUUAGUAAUAAGGUAAAAAAAAAAACAAAACGCCACAGUGUCAUUUUAUCUAAAUCGCAAACUUAAAGUCGGUCAAUUACCUUAAGCUAUUAACCUAAGUAUGUUUCGGCAAUGUAAAUAUAAACAGCAUUAGCACAACUAAUCCAAGCAACAAUUGCAUAACCAACCUAAUGACCUAAACUCAAAGAUUACAAUGUGUCGAAAAAAAAUAGAGGCGCGUACCAAUCGGACGUAGGCAGGUGAUCAGAGACCUCCCUCCAUCGCGGGCCCGCCUCGAGGCUCCGGCUCGGCCGUCAGACGUGACCGUGCGACGACCGGCCGCGCUCAUGCUCGCUCCCGCCCCUUAAAAUGAAGUGUUUGUGGUUAUUUGUGCUCACAGUUCUGUGUAUACGGUGCGACGCCGCUGGCAAGCCUCGGAGAGGACGCGGCAGCAUGUGGUGGGGUAUCGCCAAAGCGGGGGAGCCAAAUAAUUUGUCGCCUAUAUCUCCGGGCGUGUUAUACAUGGACCCCGCAGUACACGCCACGUUGAGGAGGAAACAGCGACGGCUGGCGCGGGAGAACCCCGGGGUUCUCGCCGCAGUCGCAAAAGGAGCCAGCAUGGCUGUCGCAGAGUGCCAGCACCAAUUUAAAUAUAGAAGAUGGAACUGUUCAACAAGAAAUUUUCUAAGAGGAAAGAAUUUAUUCGGCAAAAUUGUAGAUAAAGGUUGCAGAGAAACAGCGUUCAUAUACGCAAUAACGAGCGCAGGAGUAGCGCACGCGGUGUCGCGGGCGUGCGCGGAGGGCGCCAUCGAGUCCUGCACGUGCGACUACUCGCACGUCGACCGCCAGCCGCACCGCAGCCGCUCCGCCGCCGCUGCCAACGUGCGCGUCUGGAAGUGGGGCGGCUGCAGCGACAAUAUCGGCUUCGGCUUCCGCUUCAGCCGCGAAUUCGUCGAUACCGGCGAGCGCGGCAAAACGCUCCGAGAAAAAAUGAAUCUACACAACAACGAAGCCGGCCGAGCGCACGUGCAAACGGAGAUGCGGCAAGAAUGCAAGUGCCACGGCAUGUCGGGAUCCUGCACGGUGAAGACGUGUUGGAUGCGGCUGCCGAGCUUUCGGUCGGUGGGCGACGCGCUCAAGGACCGGUUCGACGGCGCGUCGCGCGUGAUGAUGCACAACGCGGAGGAGGCGCCCGUGCAGCGCAACGACGCGGCGCCGCACCGCGUGCCACGACGAAAUCGGUACGGCUUCCAACUGCGGCCGCACAACCCUGACCACAAGUCGCCGGGCGUCAAAGACCUGGUCUACUUAGAAGCCUCACCAGGAUUCUGCGAAAAAAAUCCGCGGCUGGGCAUCCCCGGCACGCACGGGCGCACCUGCAACGAGACGAGUAUAGGCGUCGACGGCUGUGACCUCAUGUGCUGCGGCCGCGGCUUCAAGACUGUAGAGAUGACAGUCGUGGAGCGGUGCAACUGCACGUUCCACUGGUGCUGCGAGGUCAAAUGCAAGGUCUGUCAUACCCAGAAGAAGGUCCACACGUGCUUAUAGGCGUCAGACGUCGGACUGUGUACCUGUUACACUUGUGAUUAGAAAUUCUGGUGGUUGUGACUCGGACUCGAGAGUGGACCCGUUUAAAGUGCUCCAAGGCAGAUAACGGACCGUGUAUAUAAUCGCUUCACUUUUUCUUCUAUCGGAGUCGACGAAAUCGUAAUUCAUGUUGACUUAUGUAAAUAGUUCUAUAUCACUGUUUAUUUCUUCUUUUUUACGCGUAUAAUUGAUCCGGCGUGAAAUUAAAAUAAGCGAUAUACUGUGUAGUAAUCUCGGCCCACUCGCCCGGUUAAUUUAUUUGGCUAUUAAGUGCGAACAUGUGAUCUAGUAACGUUAUUUUUUGUGAACACUGUCAUUCGGAAACUAAUGAGACCAGUUUAAUGACGAUUUGUUUCUGUCAGCCUGUCAUCCCUGGUACAAUCGGAAUUGGUUUUAUUGGUUUCCUUAUGCAGUCAGGUGUAUAAUUUAUUUAUUUUAGAUAUGGUACCUAUACGUAUUAUUUCCGUUUGACUGCGCUCCGACUGGAGACACCUACGCUACGCUUAUUCUGACUUUAAUUGAUAUUUCUUAAUAUCAUUUCAAAGUUGUGUAUAAUAGAUAGAUUUUGUUUUUGCGGAUAGUUAUACUUGGAUAUAACAAUUGCAAUGAUUAUAUCGGGUUAAUUAGUUAUAUUAAUGCAUCCUACUGUGCACGCACGUAUAACUGUUGAAUCAAAAGCGAAAUUAUCUUAUAAAUAUAAUUUUCAUAUUAUAAUUAGGCUUGUUAUUGGAAUUUGUGUCUUAUUCCGAAGGCAUAGGGUGUCUUCGCGGACGCUGGGAGCCUGUUAUCAGCCCGCAAGUAGUCGUCGUAAAAGUGUCCCACAUUACGAGAUAAACGCUCUCGAGAAUUUUAAUUAAAUAUUAAACGAAUUAAAUAAUCAGUAUUAUACGUAUAAUAUUGUAUGCAUGCUGCGUCCGAUAGUCCGAGAUAAUAUGCACGCGAGGUUGACACAUGUUGUACAUUUUAUACAUUAUGCUCGUCGAUUUACGCUGUUCUUAAUAUACCUGUCCUUAUGUAAAAGCAUGUGUGUUACUUUUAGUAACUUUAUAUUUUGCCGAUUUUACGGAUUUUAGUAGAAGUAUCUACAAAACUAUUGAUUAAUGCAUGCGAUAUACAAAUUGAUGAUUUUUAACUGAUAAUUUUUACAGACCAUCGUUGAUUUAUUUCCACUAAUGAAUAAUAUUAUGACAGAUUGAAGGAUACCCGACGUAUCCAUUGAGGUUGGGGCGUUUUUGUACUUGAUCCUAAAUUAAAUUUGCUGUCAUACAAUUGCCAAGAGCCUAGCUUUAAAGACCGAUGCCUAAACCAGACGCGUUUGCAGCACGCCUUCAGCUCCCUAAGUAGAGACGCGCGUUCUAACGUCACGUCAGUUGUAAUGUAUGGAACUUUAGUCAACUGUUACAUUCUUCCAGAUAUUACAAUCAGCGUGUGCAUACGCGUAUUUAUGACGGGAUUUGAAUCCUUGCUACAUUACGCAUCCGGCAUGGCUCAGCCUUGAGGUCCUUUUGGCGUAAUGUUUCCAUUCUCAGUGGAUAUACGGCAAUACUCAAUGUCCCAAUAACCGUACCUACUAAACCUGACUGUCCAAAUUCGAUAGUUUGCCUCAAAGGGAUUUAUUAUGAAAAUAUAUCGUACGUGCUAUGUGAUAUAAAAUAGUUAGCCAGUAAGUAAUAGGUAACCCCUGCUGAGCCUUCUUGUAAGGACAUUAUGGCAAACGUAUUGUCAUAGGUUUCUUUUUAAUAUUUAUUGAAAAUUUGUUUUAUUAUGCAUGAAUUUACUUUAAAAUGUUGCUUUAAAGUAAAUUAAUGAUUAGAUGAAUCGGGAUAAAGAAAACCUUUCCAUUUAUGUGUAGUUUUAUUAUAUUUUGUAAUGAGUAUGUACAUGUUUUAUUGGCCAUUAUUAUUUCACCUGACAAUAAGAAUUCGUCAUAGAUAAGUACUUUUUUUGGGUCUAAAAGUGUAUAUGUAAGAAAACUGGCGACCAUCUUCACUUGUAGGUCAAAAAAAUAUAUAAACGGAAAGUUGACAUAGCCAGUUUUCACAUGCUCGUUACUUACUUUUCAGCGGAUGAGGCCAAGACAUACUCAUUAUUACUUCCUUAUUUAAAAGACAUAUUUUUAUAAAACACGAUACUAAAUGUAAAGAUUUUCAUUAUGAAUAUUCAUCUAUACUAGAUUAAGGAUUCCUAAUCAAACGUAAAUUAUUUUCCGAUUUGCAAACAUGUUUUGCGUUCAAAAUUAGAUGAUUUUGGUGUUAAGAUGUGCUGAUUUUAAAGCUAGCCAGUGGCAAUGUAAGUUGUAAUUUUGUACGAGAGCCGAGUGGUAACCACGAGGACUUAAAAAGACUGAAGUAUUUUAUAAUUUCGUAGAUGUAAUAUCCAUGACGGAUUUGUAAAGCCAUUGUUUUGAAUUUUAACAUGAAAUCUAUUGUGAUAAAAGUAUUUUAACCUUAAUUUAAAACAACCAGUAACAACAGAUCAAAUUAAAUUGGUGCCAUUUUAAAUAUUUACCUUUUUAUUUUUGACAGUUUGUCAUUUUUUAAAGUCUUUCCGAAUAAAAUGCAGUUUUUAAAAUUAAUUUUACGCAUGUAAAUAAACUCUUAUUUGAUAUUUUAAGUUAUUUAUGAGAUAGUAGAAAGUUUUAAUUGUAAAUCUUAGGUAAAAUAAAAUUGAAAUCAGCUGAACUAAUCUGAAUCUCACUCUUGUUGUAUAGAUGAACGUACCUUUUGAAAUUAUAUUUCGUCCAGUGACCACUUUUGGGGUUGACACAUUUUAUUAUAGUAUUGGUUGUACAUUAGCAGUAUCUAUUUAUAAUUAAAAUAUUGAUUAGUUGUUACUAAAAAUACAAAAUCAAUCAAAAAAAUUUGACUAUGUUUUAUUCCCAUAUCACCAACUCUUAACCUGCAACUUUGUUGGCGUAAAUCAAACGUGACAAAAAACCAUACUCGUACAAUACCUGUAUAACACACAAGUUCUGGAAACUGUGGCUUAAGG
Cydia pomonella (codling moth) is the source of this 4594-nucleotide messenger RNA. It is a transcript of the gene wg, whose product is annotated as protein Wnt-1. The transcript has 4 exons. NCBI's taxonomy places the organism in Eukaryota, Metazoa, Arthropoda, Insecta, Lepidoptera, Tortricidae. The record is from RefSeq and is a predicted model, not a curated record. Gene Ontology annotation, cellular component: extracellular region. Gene Ontology annotation, molecular function: frizzled binding; cytokine activity. Gene Ontology annotation, biological process: cell fate commitment; neuron differentiation; multicellular organism development. Bases 386 to 1564 code for a protein of 392 amino acids.